Molecule: messenger RNA, 2278 nt
Organism: Podarcis muralis (Common wall lizard)
Lineage: Eukaryota; Metazoa; Chordata; Lepidosauria; Squamata; Lacertidae
Product: apolipoprotein L2-like
Biological process (GO): lipoprotein metabolic process; lipid transport
Cellular component (GO): membrane; extracellular region
Molecular function (GO): lipid binding
Source: RefSeq, a predicted model, not a curated record
GCAAGCCAAGGCCUGCGCCCACAAGGAGCAGUUGCUCUUUCAUUCAGGGAAUGGCAUAAUGUCGAGCGGAGAACAGCAGAUCUUUAUUUAAGGCACAGCUCCUUCAGCAACAAACCGCAUAGCAGGGAGGCAAAAACCCGCCAUCUGUCAGCAGUGACCGGGAGAAUAGUUGGAAUGCAAAAAAAGGCUUGAAAUAUACCAAAACCGAGAGGUUUUCGCCACAAGAUUCCUCCAAGAAUGACCUCUGAAGGAUGUCGGAUUUAUGAAGAAGAUGCUGAGUGCGACAACCACACCAUGGGAAGCACAGAACUUUGGCCGGACAGAUUAGAUUAUGAAGAGCUGCAAAAUCUCCUUGAUGAAGAUGAAGACUGCAAGGAGAAUGUGGCCGAACUUGAGAGAAUGGAAGAAGAUGUGCCUUGGGAAGAAAGAGACAGUGAAUAUUUUGCCCGAUUUCUGAAUGAAUUCCCUACCCAGAGACAAGAGAUUGAAAAGUGUAUCAGAUGCCUUUGGGAAAUGGCCGAUGACAUUGACCAGACCCAUAAGAAGUGUACUAUUGCCAGCAUUGCUGCCAACUCUACCAGUGCCUCCUCUGGCCUCUUGACCAUCCUGGGACUCACCUUGGCCCCCAUCACAGCAGGUGGGAGCUUGAUCUUGACAGCCACUGGGAUCGGUUUAGGGGCAGUGGCAACAGCGACUGGCCUUUCUGCCACCUUAUAUGAGAGCGUGAAUAAUUCACAGGAACGGAAAAAAGCUCAAGAACUGGUGAGUGAAUGUGAGAAAAGUCUAAGAAAGGCAAUGCAUCCCGAUUUCUACUUUGGGUCGCCCCCAAAUAGCGGGGCUGUGGGGGAAAACAUGAAACAACUCGUCUCCAAUGUUGCCGGUCAAGUUCCUGACCUGUAUAAGGCUGUGAAGGGAAUCAGAAUGAAUGUAAAGGCACUGAAGCAAGUCCGAGCCAAUCCUGGCUUGAAGGAUUUAGCAAAGCGAGUCACUGCUGCAGGUAGCAGAUCCCGGGCUACAAUCCGAGGGGCCAAGCAUGCCAGAAGGGUCUUUGCAGGAACCACCCUUGCCAUGAGCAAAGGGGCCAGGCUGCUGAGUGCUGCAUCAACUGGGGUGUUUCUCCUCUUCGAUGCCUAUGGCAUUGUUCAGGAUGCUAAACAUUUGACUGAGGGAGCCAAGGCAGAAACGGCUGCAGAGAUAAGAAAGAAAGCUAGCAAACUGGAAGAAGAACUUCGUCAUAUUGACAGGCUCUAUGAGGAAAUGAAAGGCCUUGUGUGCGAAUCAGAGUGAGCAAAGAAACAGACGGCAUGCGCGUGAACUAGGCAAUUCUCUAUUAGUUUGUAUUUGGUCAUGGUAAAUAUGUGGAAUCGUUUCUGACUUGCAGCUAUCUACUUCACAUUUCUUCAAGAAACUCUGGCCCAAUACAGAUGCCCAUUUUGCCAUGUGUCAACAUUUUCUACCAUAGAUCUGCAUGGUUGCCUGAAUUAAUGAAAGCAUGUUUUGUGUGCGAUUGUGUGUUUGCCCUGCUGUCGAUUCUAGUUUGGGGGCCUUAUGAGGCGGUAAGUCUUGCCCACAUUAACCACUCGGUAAGCUGGCCGUCUAUAUUAGUAACUCAUGGCUGGUAACAUUGACAGCCUCUCCAAGUGCUCUUUUUAUUGUGCAUUCAUGAUGAUUUGUGCUCAUGAUGGUAUUGGGAGAGUUAUACAUGAUCCCACUGUUUGUGCCUGCAAAAAUUGGGGGCGAACAUACUGCUUCAUUUCCAAUUGGUGCAUGUCCCAUACUGCUGCAAUCCUGCAACUUAUCAUACCACAAAUAUUCCAGGGUUUGUUCUGCUUUUGCUACAUUGUGACACAAGAUUCCACACCACCCCCUGAUGGCAAUAUUGCAGUAACACUGGGGAGGCAUCACAACUAAUAAAAUGGAAUGAUGGAUGGAUGGACCCACCAAUACAUACACAUACCAACCAAUAAUGCAUUAUUAUUGCAUCAAUGGCAUGUUGCAGAAUAUACCCUUAAAAAUAAGAAGUGUGAAGUGGCAUUGAGUAUGGAAGGUGUUCCUACUGAACAAGUUUCCCAUGGGUGGGGCUGUCUUUCAAGGAACAGCUUGCCUUUCCAGCUUUAAACUUCAGAUUUAUUUUCCAAGUGUUGUUUACAUAUUUUGAAAGAGUUUUGAAAGAGUUUGAGAGUUAUUAUUUAAUCAUCAUGUAUGUUUGGGUGUGAUUUGAUAGGAGCAUCUUUUUCAUAAAUAAAUGAAACCCAUUCGUUAUUGGAGAAUAAGAAAA